Messenger RNA from Exserohilum turcica Et28A, 1410 nucleotides. RefSeq lists its product as uncharacterized. Bases 141 to 1112 code for a protein of 323 amino acids. NCBI's taxonomy places the organism in Eukaryota, Fungi, Ascomycota, Dothideomycetes, Pleosporales, Pleosporaceae. Gene Ontology annotation, cellular component: plasma membrane; fungal-type vacuole. The transcript has 3 exons. The record is from RefSeq and is a predicted model, not a curated record.
AGAUCAGAAGCGUGUGCUCAGAUCUCGACGACGCUUUCAGCUGUGUUUGGCGAUAUUGACCGACUUGUUUACUCUCUCUCCCUCUCAUCUUUCAACCAAGUCCCUUGGUUUUACAGUCUAUUUUCUUUUACCUCGUCGAAAUGUCUACUACUUCGACUCCACAACCACAGUGCACAGAAGUGGGCCCGUUUUGUCCCGUCCAAGACACAAUCUAUGGCUACUAUCCCAGUCUUGGAGCGAAUGCCUUCUUCGCUGGCUUCUUCGGUCUCGCGCUCAUCUUCCAGCUCUACUUUGGCAUCCGAUACAAGACAUGGACUUAUAUGAUCGCUCUUGGUUGCGGAUGUCUUGCCGAGUGUGUUGGCUACAUCGGGCGCAUCAUACUCCACGAUAACCCUUGGAACGAUGUCGGAUUCAAUAUUCAAAUCGUGCUGCUCAUCUUCGCACCCGCAUUCCUAGCAGCAGGCAUCUACCUGACGCUCAAGCACAUUGUCAUCCAGUUUGGUGCAGAAUGGUCAAGGCUGAAGCCGAACUGGUAUACCUACAUCUUCAUCGCAGCAGACAUAUCGUCUCUGGUUUUGCAGAGUGCCGGUGGUGCUCUUGCGGCGACAGCGGAUCCAGGAGAAUCCCUCCUCGAUAUCGGUACGGAUAUCAUGAUCGCCGGCAUCAUCUGGCAGGUUGUUGUGCUCGUCAUCUUCGGCCUUCUUGUUCUCGAGUACAGCAUUCGUACCUACCGCCGCCGCGACCGUCUCUCCGUAAAGGCCCUCGAGCUAUGGUCUAAUCGACGCUUCAAGUGUUUCUGCGGCGCCAUCAUCGUCGCCUACACGGGCAUCCUGGUUCGAUGCGUGUAUCGAAUCCCCGAGCUGCUCGGUGGCUGGGGCGGCGAGCUCAUGCAGGAGGAGACGGAAUUUAUCGUCUUGGAAGGUGUCAUGAUUGUGAUUACAGUGCUGGCGCAGACAGUGUUCCACCCUGGGCUAUGCUUCCCCGCGCUCGGGAAUACCAUUGGGAAGCGAAAGCAGGCCCAGGGGAGCGGGUCGGAGACAGAUGUCGAGAUGUUGGAGCAAGGACAGGCGGCCUCUAGGCAAAAGGUGUCCCACGGGGCUCCUAGGUCUUAGUGGGAGAAGCCGAGAAACGUGCAAGACGGAGGCAAUUUGUUUAAUUGGGACAUGGUAUGCGUGCGUUAUAUGCGUUAUAUAAGGUUUGGCAGGGAUGCCGAUGGCUGGGCUCUGGGUACGGCGUUGAUGGUAUAGAGACUCAAUCUUAAUGUUUAGACUUCCUUCUUCGUUGUAGCGCCGCGGACGGUUCUGGAAUGCAUAAGCAGAGGAUGCUGUAGAAAGAGGAAUGCCGACGGUGAUGCAACGCCAUUUCCGAUUCGCUAGCCUCACGAGCUCGGGCCCCGGCCCUCAGCCUCGC